This is a messenger RNA of Rhopalosiphum maidis (corn leaf aphid), 961 nucleotides long. RefSeq names its product motile sperm domain-containing protein 1-like. NCBI's taxonomy places the organism in Eukaryota, Metazoa, Arthropoda, Insecta, Hemiptera, Aphididae. Gene Ontology annotation, cellular component: cytoplasm. The coding region runs from base 178 to 798 and encodes 206 amino acids. The transcript is spliced from 4 exons. The record is from RefSeq and is a predicted model, not a curated record.
UUUGUACAUUCAGCAUUGUGCUUUGUAGGUACUAUAGAUAGUAACAAAAGUUGCGUAUUUAAUUAAUUUCAUUGAAAUUACAUCACUAAUAGUUUAUUUACGCUAGAACGUAAUAUAUACCUUUUUAACAAUCACAAUACAAUGCAAAAUAUGAGAUGCUUAUUGUUAUAAAUAGUCAUGAUGACCGAAUGUAAAGUCCCUGUAUUUGUUAGUCCCCAAUCGUUAACUUUCAGUUUGGAGGACAAGUCAUCCCACAGACAAAUAAUUACACUAUUUAAUCCAUACGACUUUCCUGUCAGAUUUAAAGUUUUUUGUACUUGCACUAAAAAGUAUACCGUAGUGGAACCAGAAGGUUCAAUAAGUGCCAGUUCUCGAGUGGAUAUAGUUGUCAGGCACAAUGCUCCUGCGCCAGCAUUCUGCGAUAUCAGAGAUAAAUUCCGAAUACAAAUGCAAUAUUAUACUACCAAAAAAGUCAUUGGACACAAAGAUGUUGAAACAAUAUUAGUAAGGUCUUCCGACAAUUUUGAGUUACCACCUGAAAAUUUUAAGCAAUUACUCAGAAGCGAUAUAUCUACUGAUAACUUUGAUAAUGAAUCUGAAAUAAGACAAAACUGCAAUACAAAUACUCCUGGACCAAAUUUUACAACUCUAUUAAUGGCUGGUGUAUGUAUUUGUGGAUUACUCUUACCGUCAUCUGAAGAUUCAGACAUUCUGAAAUUUCGUAUUUCUUUCAAUUUAAAAUUAGCGUUAGCUUUUGUUUUGGGUAUGACCACGAUAACAAUAUUACAACAUCAAUAAUGCACAGGGAUAUGAUUACUUAAGAAUCCGCUUGUUAACAAUUGUUUGAAACUAUUUUGUACUCAAUAUGUAUGUUUCCAUUAUUAGUUAUUAUACAUUAAUCUAAGCUAUUUAAUAGAUUAAUCUACUAUGUUCUUGCUAUACAUUUAAACUUCUUGAAAUA